Molecule: messenger RNA, 1181 nt
Organism: Anguilla rostrata (American eel)
Lineage: Eukaryota; Metazoa; Chordata; Actinopteri; Anguilliformes; Anguillidae
Gene: atp6v1g1
Product: ATPase H+ transporting V1 subunit G1
Exons: 3
Coding region: 134-490 (118 amino acids)
Biological process (GO): proton transmembrane transport
Cellular component (GO): vacuolar proton-transporting V-type ATPase complex
Molecular function (GO): proton-transporting ATPase activity, rotational mechanism
Source: RefSeq, a predicted model, not a curated record
AUGACGUUUCCUUCAUGGUUCAAACACUCGCCGAGGUCACGCGAUGUGUUUAUCAGCUGACCGUCCGCAGUAAACACCCUGUGCGUUCCCGGCCAGACUCGUGCAGCGCGGCAUCGUUUACUUCAGCGGAGAGAUGGCCAGCCAGUCCCAGGGAAUCCAGCAACUGUUACAGGCAGAAAAACGGGCUGCAGAGAAGGUCGGGGAAGCACGAAAACGUAAGACCCGGCGUCUGAAGCAGGCCAAGGAGGAGGCCCACGCUGAAAUAGAGCAGCACCGCAUGCAGAGGGAGAAGGAAUUCAAAACCAGAGAGGCUGCGGCCCUGGGUUCCCAUGGUAACUCUGCAGUGGAGGUGGACAAGGAAACGGGGGACAAGAUGGGACACAUCCAGGACAGCUACCGACAGAACCGUGGGGCCGUCCUGGGCAACCUGCUCAAGAUGGUGUGUGACAUCAAGCCGGAGAUCCACGCCAAUUACCGCACGGCUGGAUAAACCCCCGCCCUCCCCACCUCUAAUGCUCCCGGGGUAUUCUGGGAAAAAGACAACUGUCGUGCAGCAAUUACAGACUUUACUAGGACAUUCACGCUUGUUAACAAAACAGCCCUUUUGCUUAUUAUGAUUUGUUUUUGCUCACAUCCCCCUUAUUGUCUUAUUGUCCUCAGUCUGUACAAGCUAGCUGCGGUUUUAAUGGCUAGCCAGCCAGACAUAGUUAGUAAUAAUGACUAUAAUUAAUAAUUAAUAUAAUAAUAAUAAUAAUAAUAAUAAUAAUAAUAAUAAUAAUAAUAAUAAUAAUAAUAAUAAAGCCUUUAAGUAAAUAUGGUUAAUGAGCCAGUGAUCGUUAUUGCUAUGGGAAAGGCAGUGGCAAGCAAACCUAUAAUGGGGUCCUGACUUUCCGUUGAGUAGUUUGGCUUCUGUGCAUCUUUCUCUCCAAUGUGAUGCUUCCAUGUUUUUUCUUUUUCCCGAUGAUCCUGGGCAGCAGGAUUAAAAUGCAGUAUUAACAGUUUAUAGCAUAGUUUUUUUUGUGCUGUGAGUCUUUGAGGGACAGUUUUACAGUCACUUUCUCAUUUCCCUACGCCCAUUGCCUCAUCUGUGUAGUGGCCAUUUCACUGCAGAACCCUGCUGUACACAACAGUAAAUAAAACAUGGUGGUGCAUUGUUUAUUGAAUAAAUGUAUUUGAAGCAA